Molecule: messenger RNA, 2487 nt
Organism: Thelazia callipaeda (thelaziosis nematode)
Lineage: Eukaryota; Metazoa; Nematoda; Chromadorea; Rhabditida; Thelaziidae
Source: the annotation of a GenBank genome assembly
AUGUUUGCACUUUUGCAAAUCAGUAAACUCUUUUAUUUCACUGCAAAUUUCAGUGAAGCAGCGGAAGAGCAGUAUAAGCUGCAAGUAGGCACAGGUCCUGAUCAUGCGCUUGGUGCCAGUGAUCGCUAUUUCGAUCCUUCGAAAUCAGAAACAUUAAAAGCAAUCAUUGCCAAUAAUGAAGAUAAUUUCGGUCAACAUUUCAAGGAACAAAUUAUGGAAGCAGAAAUACCACAUGUUCCACCACCAGAGGAACCUUCUUGGGUUCGGUCAGCGAAAAUUCGUAGUGAACGAGCUCGGUCAGCAACACCGACCGCAACUUAUGUUAGGAAUAUGGUAGUAAAGCAGCCUCAUUAUACGCCUCAGUAUUCUACAUUACCCCGCGCUGAAAAAUUUCGUCAACAAAGGUUCCAUACUAAUUAUUUAAAACAAUCUUUAGUAAUCUUUGAAAGUUAUGCAUAUCUUAAGAAAACAUUGAAAAUAAUCCUAACAUUUAAGGUUUUCGGUACCAAAUUUGAUUUCAGCUCUCAUCCAGCACCAAGACAAGGCUAUGAAUUUGGUGGAUUAGACUAUGUAGACAAAUCUCGAAUACCACAAUCAACGCAUACCAAUUAUGAAUAUAAUCACAUGCGUAAACAACAUAAAGAACACAAAGUAACACCUGGCUAUGAAAUGGGUGGUACUGAUUUCCGGAAAGGAGCAGUAGGAUUAGAUGGCCCAUACCAUGGACAUGGACCUGAACAUCCUCGGUUGCAGCCUAAAUUUGAACAUUCUGUGCUUAAACACGAUGAAAUGAACAUUGAAGUAGCACCGAACGUUGACCGUGUAACCACUAAUGUACUUGUGGGAGAUACGCGUUCUAAUCAGCACCUUAAUAAGGAUCAACAUUUUGAUCAUUCAUUUGGUACUUCAUUUGGACCUCCCGCUGGUUUCACUCAUCAGCAUCGUACUCUCCGUCGUCAAGAAGAAGGAUUGAAACCAACAACAUUCAGUCUGUCAGCGAAAAAAGACCAUGCUGCAUACAAAAGCAGCAAUGUAAGUACGAAACGUGGGGUGCCCUCCAAGAUUCCUCUACCCUAUCAUACAUCAAUGCAAGCGUCAAAUGAAUCAACGGGUCAUCAUGUAGUGCAACCUGAUGCAGUAGCAGCUACAGCGUCUCAUACGUCUGUCGGUACAACCGAUAUAAAUGUGAGUCUUAGUACUGAGUCUCAUAUUCGUGAUGGUGAGGGCCAGAUAUAUGAGACAUUAGAGCAACCAUGGAACCGAUCACAAAGUGCUGCGCCCUUGCAACGAUACGAAUGGAACAGUGGUAAGGAAAUUACAAUUGAAACACUUCUGAAUGACAAGGCGCUUAUUGCUCGUAAAAGAUCUACGACUCCCGAAUGGCAUUCGAGUUCUCUCGAAAAGCACAAGCAAUGGAAGAACAGGUCGGAUCCUCGCUUCACGCGCUCUCAGAUUUUUGAUACUGAACCAACGUGGUCACGCAUCGUUACUGAUCGACGCAAUACUUGGGAAGAGAAGGCGAGAAAAACCGAUGCUCGCAUACAAAUGCCACCUUCAUCAAAAAUACCACCAGAACAGGCUCCAUUUUGGUACCAUAAAGCAAAUGAAACUCAUACAUUAUGGCAAAGUGUAGCUGAUCGACAAAGUCAUGACAACGCAAAGACGAACCGUAUCAGUAACAAUUAUAGGGAACAAGACAGAGAACAGCAUGAUCAUCAUGACUAUAUGAGACAAAGAAAAUAUGCCCAAAACACACAAGAUGUCAAACAUGACAGUAAUUACGAUGGUUUCAUCUCACAAACUCAAUAUAUGACUCAUCCACAUGUUAAUAGCGGUGCUGAUGCUGAUCCCACCUUUCAUUCCGUUGGUCAUGAACAAACUUCAGAACAUGAAACACCAAGUGCUGAGAGCAGUAAAAUAAAUUACUCAUCUAUACCUGUUGGAUUGUCGCACAUAAUACCUUCAGGCCCUCAUCAGCAAAUAUCCAGCGAGAGGUCUCAAAGCAGCAGUUUGCAAUAUCAAAAUAUAAAGUCUGAACAUUCUACGGGUCAAAUGGUAAAUAAGAGAGCGACUCUUGAUAGCAACGUCGCACCAUCCAAGCUAGCUGAUUCUUUUACUGUGUACCAGCGAAAAACGCAUCACGAAACUUAUGCACCAUACAAUACUUCAGUUGUAUCUGUGACACAAGGUGGUGGUGAUUUCAAUCGUCAGAGUGAGAUGGCGGAGAUGCUACCUAAAGGAACAAUAGCAAGUACGGAAGCAAGCACACAAGGUAACUACAUUGAUAAGAAUGGUCAACCAGUCACCUACAAACGUGAAUUGUUAACAAGCCUGAAUCCAAAUAGCGAAAGUACACUACUUAAGGAAGAAGAAAGACGUGUUGUUGAGACACCUCUAGAACCAGGUGUCAUUUCAAGACAUAUAACAACAAAGUACUACAAAAAGAAAACUGUAACUGAUACAACAACCAGUACCACUACUUCAUGA